Molecule: messenger RNA, 2026 nt
Organism: Diorhabda sublineata
Lineage: Eukaryota; Metazoa; Arthropoda; Insecta; Coleoptera; Chrysomelidae
Gene: nAChRalpha4
Product: acetylcholine receptor subunit alpha-like
Exons: 11
Coding region: 18-1691 (557 amino acids)
Biological process (GO): monoatomic ion transmembrane transport; regulation of membrane potential; chemical synaptic transmission
Cellular component (GO): synapse; postsynaptic membrane; neuron projection
Molecular function (GO): acetylcholine-gated monoatomic cation-selective channel activity; transmembrane signaling receptor activity
Source: RefSeq, a predicted model, not a curated record
UCGUUGAAAGCGUCACGAUGCACCCGUCGGCGUCGGGACUUGUCCGGGCAUGGCUGCUUUCGGCGCUCGUUGUGCACGUUGCCGUUGCUGGCAAUCCUGACGCUAAAAGACUUUAUGAUGACCUCUUAUCUAAUUACAACAAACUUGUUAGGCCCGUUGUUAAUACUUCGGAUGUUCUGCGUGUGUGUAUCAAGCUCAAACUCAGUCAGCUAAUUGACGUGAAUUUGAAGAAUCAAAUUAUGACAACUAACUUGUGGGUAGAACAGUCAUGGUACGACUACAAAUUACGAUGGGAACCCAAGGAAUAUGGUGGUGUUCAAAUGCUACACGUUCCAUCGGAUCAUAUUUGGCGACCAGAUAUAGUACUAUAUAACAACGCGGAUGGCAAUUUCGAAGUGACCUUAGCUACCAAGGCCACCAUCUAUCACCAAGGUCUCGUUGAGUGGAAACCGCCCGCUAUUUACAAGAGCUCUUGUGAGAUUGAUGUGGAAUAUUUUCCUUUUGACGAGCAGACUUGCGUACUAAAAUUUGGUAGCUGGACAUAUGACGGUUUUAUGGUUGAUUUGAGGCAUAUGGAUGAGAAAAUUGGAAGCAAUACCGUAGACGUAGGGGUGGAUUUAUCAGAGUUCUAUAUGAGUGUUGAAUGGGAUAUACUCGAAGUACCAGCUGUAAGGAAUGAGAAAUUCUACACAUGCUGUGAUGAGCCAUAUCUAGAUAUAACUUUUAACAUAACAAUGAGAAGGAAAACUCUUUUCUAUACAGUGAACAUCAUAAUUCCGUGUAUGGGCAUUUCUUUUCUAACGGUUCUCACAUUUUAUCUACCAUCAGAUAGCGGCGAAAAGGUGACGUUGUCAAUAUCUAUCCUCAUUAGUCUCCACGUUUUCUUUCUUUUGGUUGUUGAGAUUAUUCCUCCCACAUCAUUAGUCGUACCGCUUUUAGGAAAGUACUUGAUUUUUGCUAUGAUAUUAGUAUCAAUAAGUAUAUGCGUUACAGUAGUAGUUCUUAACGUCCAUUUUCGGUCUCCCCAAACGCACAAAAUGUCGCCGUGGGUGAAAAGGGUGUUUAUCCAUAUUCUUCCUAGACUUCUCGUUAUGAAACGACCGACUUAUAUUUUCGAAACAAGGAGUAAGUUCCUAUCUAGUCGAUUUAUUUCGAGAAGUCGGCAAUAUUCAACUUGCCUUUAUCCAUACCGGACAACAGUCCAAAGGGAAGAUAGUCCGAAAAAAAGAUACUUGACAAGUAGUAGGACACCCAGUAAGGAGGACUUAUCUCCAAGGUUGACUGACGGCGCUACAUUUGGCGGCAGCUGUCAAAUUCACGGACCGUUAAGCAGCACUUUGCCCUUAACAGAUAUAGAAGAUGAAAGUGGCCUUAAAAGUCCAAUAUUACAUAAUCCUGCCUACUCACACAGCAGGUGUCCUCCUGAAAUUCAUAAGUCAUGUUUCUGCGUACGAUUUAUUGCAGAACAUACCAAAAUGUUGGAAGAUUCUACGAAAGUAAAAGAAGAUUGGAAAUACGUAGCAAUGGUAUUGGAUCGAUUGUUUCUUUGGAUAUUUACAUUGGCGGUACUUGUAGGUACGGCGGGUAUCAUUCUACAAGCUCCGACUUUAUAUGAUGAUCGGCAGCCUAUAGAUAAGAAAUUUUCUGAAUUUGCCACCACGACGGUUGUUCGAUGUCCGCCUCAAAUUUGAAAAGACAUUUGAAUAUUUGAAAUAAUAAGUUUUAAAUAUUCAGUUAUCGUUUGAUCUAGUGAAUGAAUGUUCAUACACAUUUACUUCCUAUUUUAUGAAUUUUUCAUUAAAUCGUGUGAAUUUGGAACAAAUUUUUGAAGCGAAACUGGAUAAAUUAAUCGCGUUUAGCAAAAUACAUAUUUCACUGGAUCAAACUGAAAUAUCCGAAGUACUGUUAUGUAAAUAAAAUCCGUUUAUAUGCCGUUUAAACGAAUUUAGCUUUUUGAGAACUAUUUUACAAGUUAAAACAAGAGAUACUCACUGUUUCAAUAAAAGUGAAUAUUUUAAAAAGAAAA